AUUUACAUGAAGCAGGCAUAUCAUGAUUCAUGUAUGACAGUGCAACUCUGUUUUCACCUGCGAAGUCCACCGAGAUUAGAAACCUCUCGCUUUCAAAACCUAACUUCACUCUGUGUCUGAAUCCAAAAUAGAAAAUAAGCAAAAGAUCAAAACUCACUCGGACACUCUCUCCUCGAACUUAUAAAAUCCCACAUUUUUCCAGAGAGUCAAAACAAAAGCAAAGCAAUUUCCACCUUUUCCUACCCAUUUUCUACCGUUCUCCCUCAAACCAAAGACCACUGUUUAUCUUCUCAGGCAUUAUGCAGAGUCUUUAGACCACCCAUUUCACUUCAAAACCUCACAAAGCCAGCACAGCCCAGAAAGCAAGAGUUGAAAAAGAUCCAAAAUUUCCCACCAACCCCUCAAACCAAACAUGCAUUUCACUUUCUCCAUUCUCCUCCUCCUUCUCUUCCCCUCUCUCUGUUUCUCCUCACUUACUGAGCUCCCUGCUCUUAUGGCCAUGAAGGCCUCUCUGGACCCACAAAACCAGUUCUUGACUUCAUGGACGCCUCACUCUGAGCCAUGUAGUGGAGCUUUUGAAGGCGUGGCUUGCAAUGAGCAGGGCCUUGUGACCAAUAUCUCUCUUCAAGGGAAGGGUCUCUGGGGCCAAAUACCCCCAGCUGUUGGUGGCCUGAAGAGCCUGACUGGUCUGUAUCUUCACUUCAAUGCUUUGAGUGGGAAAAUACCAAAGGAGAUUGCUCGUUUGAACCAGCUCAGUGACUUGUAUCUCAAUGUCAAUAAUCUUUCUGGUGGAAUUCCUCGUGAGAUUGGUAACAUGCCUAAUUUGCAAGUUUUGCAGCUGUGCUACAACAAGUUGACUGGGGGCCUACCGACACAAUUGGGAGAUCUUAAAAGGCUCAGUGUUCUUGCAGUGCAAUCCAAUCAGUUAACCGGGGCAAUUCCAGCAAGCCUGGGUGAGUUGGGGACGCUAACAAGGCUGGAUUUGAGCUUUAAUAGCUUUUUUGGUCCUAUUCCUGCAAGAUUGGCUCAUGCUCCUAUGCUUCAAGUCCUUGAUGUUCGAAGCAAUAGUCUCUCAGGAAAUAUCCCUCCAGAUCUAAAGAGACUGAAUGGAGGAUUUCAAUAUGAAAACAACCCAAGCCUAUGUGGGGUUGGGUUUUCUGGCUUAAAAGUUUGCACAGCUACUACUACUCGGAACCCAAACAAGCCACAACCAUUUGAACCUGGUAACUUUACUGCAAAAAAUCUUCCAGACUCACCUACUGCAAGAGAAAUCCCUGAGUCUGCAAAUUUAGAGUCCAAUUGCAGCCAAACCCACUGUUCAAGAGCAUCAAAAUCCCAACAAAUUGGUAUAGUUUUUGGGGUGAUUGGAGUUAUUGCUGCUUUAGCUGUAUCUGGUCUCUUUACCUUCUCAUGGUAUCGUCGCCGAAAACAGAAAAUUGGGAGUACUUUGGACACUUCGGAUAGCAGGCUUAGUACUGACCAGGCAAAGGAAGUUUACAAGAAGAAUGCAUCUCCUCUCAUCAAUCUGGAGUAUUCUAACGGGUGGGACCCGUUGGCUAAAGGUAGCGCUGGGUACUCUCAAGAAGUUCUUGAGAGUUUUAUGUUCAAUUUAGAAGAAGUGGAGCGUGCAACUCAGAGCUUCUCAGAAGGCAAUCUGUUGAGGAAGAGUAAUUUUUCUGCCAUCUACAAGGGAAUCAUAAGGGAUGGAUCAGUUGUUGCUAUAAACUGCAUCAGCAAGACAAGCUGUAAGCCUGAUGAAGCUGAAUUUUUGAAGGGAUUGAAGAUAUUGCCCUCAUUAAAACAUGAAAAUCUUGUUAGGUUGAGAGGCUUUUGUUGUUCAAAAGGCAGGGGGGAGUGGUUUCUUAUCUAUGAUUUUGUCCCCAAUGAAAGUCUGUUACAGUAUCUCGACAUUAAGGUUGGCAGUGGGGAGAUUCUUGAGUGGUCAACCAGGGUAUCUAUAAUCACUGGCAUUGCUAAAGGUAUUGGAUAUUUGCAUGGAAGUAUGGGCAAUAAACCUGCAAUAGUUCACCAGACCAUAUCAGCUGAGAAGGUGCUUAUUGACUCCCACUAUAACCCCUUACUCUCAGAUUCGGGCUUGCACAAACUCCUUGCAGAUGAUAUUGUCUUCUCGAUGCUCAAAGCCAGUGCUGCCAUGGGAUACCUGGCUCCUGAGUACACAAUUACUGGUCGCUUCACUGCAAAGAGCGACAUUUAUGCAUUUGGUAUGAUUGUUUUUCAAAUCCUUUCUGGAAAACGUAAAAUCACCCAGGUGAAUCGCCAAGGGGCUGAGGCAGGCAGAUUUGAAGAUUUCAUUGAUGCAAACCUUGAGGGAAACUUUUCAGAAUCAGAGGCAACCAAACUUGGAAGACUUGCUCUUCUUUGCACGCAGGAGUCUCCCAGUUACAGGCCGUCCAUAGAAAAUGUGGUGAAAGAGCUAAGUGGGUUUAUCUGCACUUGAUUUUCAUAUGGAGUUAUUGCCACAAUUUUCAAAUCAUUAGAGAGAUUUAGAUGAAGCAAUUAACUGCUGACUGAUGGCUGAAGCUGUGUUUUCUUCUAAUUAUCGUGUCCGGUUCUUGAUCAGUGAAGUGUUCGUGAAUGGUAUGUACUGGUUUGCUGUAAUUUAUGGCAGAAGUGAUUUUGGUGGGAGGAAGCACCCUUUGAUUAUUUGUCUUUGUUGAGGGAGGCAAGUUGGUUCAAUUAGCAAGACAUUAUUUGUAGUUUUUAUGUUCAACACGUAGAAGCUGUUGUGUUCCAACAAUGUCAUUAGGUUGCUAGUGCAUGUAAAGUGUGAACUAAACUGUGAACUUUCCUUUAAACUCAGAUGUAAAAUUGUAGAUGGAAGCAAACUCAGCUUCCUAGUAUUGUACGUUACCUUUGAUAUUUAUAAACUGCCAUUGUUGGAAUUCUAAACAAGUUGCAACCA
Molecule: messenger RNA, 2923 nt
Organism: Prunus mume (Japanese apricot)
Lineage: Eukaryota; Viridiplantae; Streptophyta; Magnoliopsida; Rosales; Rosaceae
Product: Leucine-rich repeat protein kinase family protein
Biological process (GO): protein phosphorylation
Molecular function (GO): ATP binding; protein binding; protein kinase activity
Source: RefSeq, a predicted model, not a curated record